This is a messenger RNA of Trichophyton rubrum CBS 118892, 1482 nucleotides long. RefSeq lists its product as uncharacterized. The record is from RefSeq and is a predicted model, not a curated record. Bases 31 to 1482 code for a protein of 483 amino acids. NCBI's taxonomy places the organism in Eukaryota, Fungi, Ascomycota, Eurotiomycetes, Onygenales, Arthrodermataceae. Gene Ontology annotation, molecular function: NAD+ binding. The transcript has 5 exons.
GAGCUGUGGCUCGUGUCAUUCCAGCCGAUUAUGGACGUCAUGGCGAGGCCGACCGGUGAUGAAGGGGUUGAGGGCGCUCUCGUUGCAGGAACGGAUGACGCCGAUGGCAGCGAGCGUGUGGCCGCAGAGGACGCGCCGCAUCCACCAGAGGGGAGCGAGGAGGAAGAUUCCAGCGAAGAAUGGGAGACUGCUUCGCUCUAUGAGGACGCGCUGCAGUUUAUCAGCGAUGAGCACUUGCGCGGUGGUGUCGUGCCCGGAGCAUGCACCUUUGAGGAAGCAAUGGCGUAUCGCAAACGGCUCCGUUCUAUCGGACAGGCUGCUUUUAUUUCAGAAACACUUGGCCAGGGCACCGUCAGCGCAAAAACGCUGUGUACGGCUUUUGGAAUCAUGCCUCCGUCCUUUCUUGAGGGCGCCCCGGACAAGGCAUAUCACCCGCUCCUGUCCCUGGGCAUGUCUAAAGAAAGCUCAAAACGCCUCAAGCUGCCAGAUUACAAUACAAUUGAUGAUGUUGUUCAGCUGAUGCAGAAAGCUAAGAAAAUCAUUGUCAUCACGGGCGCAGGGAUAUCUACAAGUCUCGGAAUACCCGAUUUCCGAUCAAAAGAUACCGGACUCUACUCGAAGCUGGAGCACCUCGGCUUGAGUGAUCCCCAGGAGGUUUUUGAUAUUGAAGUCUUCCGUGAAGAUCCAAGUAUCUUCUAUUCUAUAGCCAAGGACAUAUUACCCACAGAGAAGAGAUACUCUCCUACGCAUGCCUUCAUCCGCCUAUUACAGGAUAAAGGCAAGCUUCUGACCAACUUCACACAAAAUAUUGACAAUAUUGAAGGUGCUGCUGGCAUACUGCCGGAAAAGAUGAUACAAUGUCAUGGCUCCUUCGCCACGGCCUCAUGUAUGGAUUGCAAACAUCAAGUUCCGGGCGAGCAGCUCUUCGAAACUAUCCGACAGGGCGAAAUCCCUAAAUGUGCGCGUUGUGAAGAGAGAUCGCAGUCCAAGCCUCGAGGCCUGAAGCGCAAACGUAAUUCGAACGGCAAUAUGAGGCAGUCUCGGUCUCAGUCAGCCUUUGACGAUGAUUCCGAUAACGAUGGAUAUUCGCUUCCUACGGCUGGAGUAAUGAAGCCUGACAUCACGUUCUUUGGCGAAGAGCUACCAGAUAUCUUCAAGAAACGCCUGCUAGAACAUGAUAGAGAGCUCACGGAUCUUGUCAUCGUUAUCGGCACAUCUCUUAAAGUCGCCCCUGUUGCAGAAGUUCCCGGAAUCAUACCAUGUGAUGUUCCUCAAGUUCACAUCUCGCGAACUCCCGUCUCUCACAUCGAAUUUGAUGUCGACAUGCUAGGAGACUGCGACGUCGUUGUUUCCGAGCUCUGUCGACGCGCUGGCUGGAAUCUUCAACACGACAUGAUUCCCGAGGGCCAGAAGGUUCAAGUCGAGCAGGCUGAAGGAUUUGGGUCUAGGUUCACUUUUACAGUGACUAAUGCGCAGAACUAA